CCAGCAGACGAGCGUUGAUCUACAGGCAGGCAGAACUCAGAACGUAACCAACAAAUUUUCAUUUCAUUCUGUCUAGGCGUAUUGGCAAUCUAACCAAACGAGAAUGAACAUCUCCUGGAUGUUAGUUUCUGGACUAUUCUUGGCUCUUUUGCCCACAAGGACGACAGCAACCCCCCUGUUUCGCUCACAGUCAGACCUUGCACAUUUAUUAGGUGAAGAAUUGUCUGAGUACCCUUCCUCAGAGGAAAGAGAUGUCCCUGCAGUUGUGAAUCCCAAGGUCCGGUUUUUACGGGACCUUAGCCCCGACACCAGGUCAAAGAGGACCUGGGCUCGGCGGCUUUUUAACGACUACAACAAUCCCAGGAAGUUCCGAGGAAUCAAUAAGAAAGGGUCGUCCAAGGGCUGUUUCGGACGCAAGCUGGACAGAAUAGGAGCCAUGAGCGGUCUGGGUUGUUAGAUCUGCGACACCUAGCGACGGAUACCGCGCUGAUGAUGGGCUCUGAAAACUACUUGUGCGUCUUAUUGUCUCCGUAAAAGUACCGUUUAAUAAGAAAACGAUGCCAAUACGUAUUGUCGGUACGACGAACCGCAUCAUCAGCAACUUUACUGGAAAAGAACGCGAAGGAAAACGUUGUAGGAACUAAUGCAGCUGUAAAUUGUCGCUAUUAUGAAUUGAUAAUUUCAUUUCUGCACAAAUGUAUUUAUGUUUAAACUAUUUAUAUGUUUAUAAAGAGAGAUAUUUAUAAAACAAAUCUUAUUUAUGUAACAAACUGAAGAGAGGGUGAAUUGCAGCAGAAAGAAAUACAAAGUUUGUAACAUUUGUCUUAAUAGCUGGUUACGUGUUAAAUUGCAUUUCACAAAAGUCUGAGAAGCCUCCUUAUUUAUUACAAUCCGUGCAAUACAUGAAAAUACUCCACGGUGAUAGUUUGUUGUUGUGUUUUGCUGCGCGUGUUCAAAUUCAGCGCGAUGUUUUUAGCAUUUGUUUCCAUACAAGCAGAACUGUUUGUAGAGAAACUUGGCCCUCGUUCCUUUCUUUCCUUUGCAUCUGAUUCUGCUCUAAAUAUAUUAACAGAUUUGCCGUUGUUCGACAGUCGGUAUUACUGAGCGCGCUUUCUUCAAAAUAGUGAGAUGAUAACUUCACUGAACACCAGGUUCGGUCUGAUGACCGUUUCCCACCCACCCUCUCUACAUGAUUCAGCUUUUCGUCCAGGGCAGCUUUCUGGGCAACAACAAUAAUGAUUAUAAUUACAACGCUGUUUGACAUAGGCUAGGACUGAAUCAGACAUUUCUAAACAAUUUUGAGGGGAGAGCUCGUUCGAAUGUUCCGAAAUUACAUCUUUUUCUAAUAUUGAUCAAAUGGAAGGACUAUUAAUAAAUUUAUUUUCCACGA
Stegostoma tigrinum is the source of this 1390-nucleotide messenger RNA. RefSeq names its product natriuretic peptide C (gene nppc). Gene Ontology annotation, cellular component: extracellular region. The coding region runs from base 104 to 457 and encodes 117 amino acids. Gene Ontology annotation, biological process: cGMP biosynthetic process; receptor guanylyl cyclase signaling pathway. The transcript has 3 exons. Gene Ontology annotation, molecular function: hormone receptor binding; hormone activity. The record is from RefSeq and is a predicted model, not a curated record. NCBI's taxonomy places the organism in Eukaryota, Metazoa, Chordata, Chondrichthyes, Orectolobiformes, Stegostomatidae.